AGAGAGGGAGGGGGGAGCAAACGCAUCCACGUUGUAUCUUAAUUGAAACCGCUGAAGCCUAAGUAUCGAUCUUUUUAGAUUGGUAUCGAUUGAUACAACGUUGGCAUCGAUAUUAUCGAUAUUUGGAUCGAUCCGCCCGCCACUAUUACUAACAAAAGUGUAUGAAAACAAGGUGGCUGUUUAGCAUUAUACAGUUAGCUAUAGUUAGCUAAGAAGAAAACUGAUAAAACCAAGAAAAAUAAGAAGACUUGAUAAAGACAAGCCGGUCAUCAUGAUGAAAUAAGCUGACUAAUGGCCGACUAAGAAGCAUCUUCUGCAGAAGAAGAUCCCGAGACAGCGGGUGACAAUGCCUCCUUCCAUUUCCUCCUCUUCUUGGGUGGUGGCUCUGCUCUUGACUUGAAGGGCUUGGUGGAUCGAGGCUUUUGGCUAUGAGACGGCGAGAAGGGGGCAGCUGUUAAGCCCAACAAGGUCUUCACCUGAAAACUCCUGUAAAACACACCAAAAGAUGACAUCACCGCCAGAAACAGCACUCAACCCAUGGAGUUACCUUGGCUUGAUCGUAGCCGAGCUGCGGUCAUAGGCCCAAGAGGCUGCGGGCUGUGCUGCUGGAGCCAGCGCGUCCGCAAAGCUGGAGCUCGGGUAGUUCCUGUCCAUCAUCCGGUGAACGGCUCACUUCCCCGGCGGAGCUUCGUGGAGCGGCGGACACACAUCUUAGCAGCUGCUCACCGGCGGUCCGGUUAGAGCGGUGCACUGCACGAUAUCAAUCUCCUCUCUCUGGGAGAUUAACCCUGGAUGGCAUGGAUGAGAGGUGAAAUUGAUCUUCAGGAGAGGUUAUCUGAUUAAGCUGCAUGGACCACCAUUGUAGGUCCGUUCAACCCGGAAACACCAUCAGUGUCAGAGGCCAGCGGCCCUCCAAUGUACCCCCACUGGCCUCUGUGCCGAGUGGGAUCCUGCCUGUUAUUACAAUGGCGGGGUCGCAGGGUGAUGGAGGUGAGUGGGGUGAAAAGGGCUCAUGGCAAACUGCCCAAUCAGGGUCCUGCAAGAUAAAUGACUGCGUAUUAAGAGGCAGUCUAUCCCUGGUGUCCGCCAGCCUAAGCAUUGUGCCUGCCUCCACCGCCUCUGAAAAAUCCCCUCGCUCAGGCUAAUCUAUCAGCCAGUGACCUUGUCAGGAUGCGUUGCAUGAGUUACCUCCCUGCUUCCUGAGAGUUCUCUUCAGUAAAAGACGGGAGACCCUUUCAACUUGUGCAGUGGGUGUCCUAGGUUCGUAUGAACUUACCAUUGAAAAACAGUACCUCAAACUGAUGUGAGCAGAAGUGAUACGAUAGCGUGUCAGGGAAAAGCAGCAAUAAUAGGUAAGAUGACAUUUGUCAAUAUAUCUUACCUUAUCUUAUCUAAAAGCAGAUUUUCUUUGGAGCUAUAUUAGCCUGUGCAGGUGUACCUAAUGAAGUGACCAGUGUGUGCAGACGUGGUACUCAUGGCGGUGAGGGUGUUAUCUCUCUCCUGUUGUCGCAAACAAUGUGUUACGGGAAAGAAGAAGCAAUGUCAGGCGUUUGGUUGCGUUUAAGUUGUAACCUCGUAGAAGAGGACACAGAGGACAAAGGGGAAAACAGUCUUUCUUUAGCGUCUUAUCUGCAUACUGAAGGCCAAAACACCACCUGCAGAAUUGCCUGAGUGAUAUGGCUUAAAAGUAAUGACUUGUGUGUUUUUUUUAAAUGCCAGCGUCAUGUUUUUGUCCUUGUAAAAAAAGAAAGAUUGUACGUGUCUUGCAAUGCAUCAAAACAGAUUUGUGUCCAAAUGAAAAAACAAGUAAUGGGUUUUUCACGUGUCCCUGCCAUGCAGGUCACGUAUCUGUGUAGUUUAUCAUGUGGCUUUUCGGGCCGAGACAAAACCUUCUCAAAUUCCCUCAUGGCGCUGGAGAAAGUAUUCCUCUUGUGUGUUUCUUGUUAAGGGUCACGGCAAGUAGUGACCGUUUGCCUUCCUCUCCACUCUCAUGUUGUUUUAAACCCAGAGUUAACCACAGAGUGAUCUGUAGACGAAUGGCCGUAUUUGGGGACCGCCAUCCGUCACGUAGGCUGAAAGGCUUGUUUUCUCUCAGACCCGUCACCUCUGAUGAAUCCUCGCUAAAGACUCUGCCGGGGAAGGUACGGCCAAGCGUUGGACUUGGCUUAACGGCACAAGAUUGUGCCACAACCUUUAGUACUUGUAGCGCGUUAUUUACAAUCUAUGUUUGUUUGUCGUGGGUGGACUAUGGAAGUUUCACCAAUUGUUUAGGGAGAAAUAAUUUAAUCUGCUUCCAUUUUUAAGUCAGCUAUGUGGACAUCCUCUGAAUGUCUGGCUGUUCUUCUGGGAGAUGACUUAGCCUCUGUACUACUUCCCAGAAUAGAUGAAGUCAGAGAGCAUUUCAUCUUCUCCAGAAUCAUAAAACACACAAGUAGUUGGACUUAAUUUAAGAAUACAAUAUAUGGACAAGAACGUAUUGAGCCAUAAUUCUCAAUUUAUUCAUCAACUAGACCCUUUUAGUCCUGCCCAAUACUUCACCUUACAAAGACAUCUGAGAUAUUUCUAUGCUUCCAACUUUGUAUGAACACUUUGGGGAAGGUCAUUUCCAAACAAGACACAUAAAGGCAUAAUUGGAUGCAUCUGGCGUAGAAUAAUGGACACAAAUUCCCACAGAAAGUCUUCAUAGAAGAGUGGAAACUGUUAUGAAAGGCAGGACCAACACCGUUUUAUUGUAUUGACCCGAAUAUAAGACAACUCUUUGGUUUAGAACAAAUUUAAAGAUGAAAGGAUAACAACCGGGGCUGCACAGCGGAUGAGUGGUUAGCGCGCAGACCACACAGCUAGGUGACCCGAGUUCCAUUCCACCCUUGGGCAUCUCUGUGUGGAGUUUGCAUGUUCUCCCUGUGGGUUUUCUCUGGGUACUCCGGCUUCCUCCCACAUUCCCAAAAACAUGCUAGGUUAAUUGGCCACUCCAAAUUGUCCAUAGGUGUGAAUGUGAGUAUGAAUGUUUGUUUGUCUAUAUGUGCCCUGUGAUUGGCUGGCGACCAGUCCAGGGAGUACCCCGCCUCUCGCCUGAAGACAGCUGGGAUAGGCUCCAGCAGAAAAUGAAAGAAUGAAGGAUAACAACGAGUAGAUUGUUUUAGCUGACAAGGUUUGAUGAGCCCUGCAAUUGGCUGGUGACUAGUCCAGUGUAUUGCGCCGUUCACCCAAAGUCAGCUUUGAUAGGAUCCAUCAUACCCACACAACCCAAAUGGAGAUUAAGCAACAUAGAAAAUGAAUGAAUGAAUGUUCGAUGACUCCAAUAGGAACACCAAUAGGACAUUGCAUGGAUAUAAAAAAUGGAUAUAUAGUGUGUGAUUAUUGUAUCAUGACAUCUUGCUUAUUUUGCAUCGGGGAGUUACUAGAAUGGCAGUCUGAAUUUUGACGGUAUCCUUCUUUUCACUGCAUCUUUGUGAUGUCACACCACCCAGUCCCCCCAACACCACACCAAGUCCCUCACAAUUUAUACUAUAUUGACAUUUUUUCACUGGAAUUGGAGAGGAAUAUUCCAGAUAGUGAUGAGGACGGGAGUGGGUCCAUACUCACUGUCUUCUAACUUGAAUUUGCACUACUCGUUGAUGUUAUCAAGAGGUGGUGGAUUUGGAAAGAUCCUUCACGGGCAGGGGAAUUUUGCCGAAUACAUCAUUUUGAGGUCUGAGUUGUAUGGAGAGUAAGAAAUAGAUUACUUCAGUUCAGUUUAGUGCAAAAUGAAUACGUUUGUAGUAAUAAGUAUCUUUUAAGAUGUGUUAUGAGUUAUUAGGUUGAACGUUUUUGCUUUACACUGAGCCUUUUUAGCAAUUUAAUUAAUUUGUGUUUAAGUUUAUAUGUACUAUGUGCCGCGGACCAAUAUGAAGCAACCUGCGAGCCACAGAUGGCCCACGGCCCUAACCUUCAAGACCCCUUGCUUCGGAGGUAUCCCUCACUGGAAUUCCGUCCUUCUUUUUGGAUUCUCUCUCAAACCUCCAAUGCUGACCGAACCGUGCGGAGCCAUGUCGAUGCCGGGCUCCGAUGUCCGCGAUCUGACUCUCCUGACUCCAGGACCGCCGGUGCCCUCCUUAAGUGGAGCUGCCGGGGGCUGCGGCCAGUGGACACAACUGUUGGACCUCCAUCCUGGCUCUCCCUACAACUCCCUGUCCUCUCACCACUCCCUCAUCAAGCAGGAGCCCAGCUGGGGUGCUGCAGACCCUAUUGAGGAUCCCCACUGUGGACUCGGGGCCUUCACAGUGCACUUCUCUGGACAGUUUACAGGUUCAGGCCCUUGCCGGGUCGGGGCCUUUGGAGAGCCAACACCAGGCCAGUCUAGGGUUUUUCCCAGUGGGACCUACCUCCCCAGUUGUGUGGAGAGCCCCCCAGCACCCAGGAACCAAGGUUAUGGUGCAAUGGGCUUAGAUGGGAACCCCAGUUACGCUCACACAGCGUCUCACCACACCCCUCAGCUGUCCAGCCUGUCCUUUAAACACGAAGAUGCACUAUCGCCGCCAAACAACAUCGUUGAGCAACAAUACCCCUCUCCACCUACUAUGUUUGGGUGCCACAAUUCUGCAGAAUCGUGUCCGAGCAACCAAGCACUGCUGCUGAGAAACUACAACAGUGAUAACCUGUACCAAAUGGCAUCUCAGCUGGAAUGUGUCACGUGGAACCAGAUGAACUCACUUGCAUCUUCGAUGAAGAGUAGCCAUUCACCCAGCAUUGAAAGCGAUCAUACAGUCCCACCCCCUCCCAUGGUAGUCAGCGCCCAGUACCACAUUCACACACAUGGCGUCUUCAGAGGACUUCAGGAUGUCAGACGGGUUCCUAGUCUUGCUCCGCCUGUUGUGAAGUCAUCAGAGCCCGAAACCCAGAAGCGUCCUUUUGUGUGCACCCAUCCUGGCUGCAACAAGAAGUACUUCAAACUAUCACAUCUGCAGUUGCAUGGCCGCACACACUCAGGGGAGAAGCCGUACCAGUGUGAUUUUACAGACUGCGGACGCGGAUUCUCUCGCUCAGACCAGCUGAAGAGACACCAACGCAGACAUACGGGAGUGAAGCCCUUCGAGUGCGAGACAUGUCAGCGAAAGUUUGCACGGUCAGACCACCUUAAGACUCACAUUCGGACUCAUACAGGUGAGAAGCCCUUCACCUGCCGCUGGUCCAACUGUCAGAAGAAGUUUGCCCGCUCCGACGAGUUGGUGCGCCACCACAGCAUGCACCAGAGGAACCUGACCAAGCUGCAGCCGGCCAUCUGAGAAGACGAGGACAAAGAGGAAGGCGCCAGCCAAAGAGAAGAGAGAGGCUUGGAGCCAGGUCGGAGGUCAUGGUGCCUUGCCAAAUGUGCAUAAGUGGAGAGCACAGCUGAUGUCCUCACGCCCCCACAAGAUGCACUCUUUUUGGAUCAUUUCCACUCAGAGGUUGUUAGAACUGAGCCCAGGAAAAGAUGUUUGAUUACACUGUUGUUUUGUUUUCUGCUAGAAAAUGUGCUAAACUGGAUUUAGGAAAUUGACAACAGAAUGUAAAUACACACAAUGCACACCUAAUAACUUUGUACAUACUGUAUACAUGCUUCCUUUUAUACACAUUCCUUUUGUAUGUUGCGUUUUUUUGUAAGUCUAUAAAUGUGAUCUACGUCACCGCUAAGUGUGUGUCAGCUUAUAAGAGGCCACCUAUGAGUGCUGAUGGGGGCGGGUGACAGGUAGUAAAACAGCAUCCCACUGAAGGGGUGCAGGUCUCGCCCUCUUAAAUCUAAGACGCACAUCUUCAUAACGGGAAACAUCUGGAGCUUAAUAAAUCUCAUUU
Molecule: messenger RNA, 5811 nt
Organism: Doryrhamphus excisus (bluestripe pipefish)
Lineage: Eukaryota; Metazoa; Chordata; Actinopteri; Syngnathiformes; Syngnathidae
Source: RefSeq, a predicted model, not a curated record